AUGUUAAAAAGAAUAAUAACAAAUAACAAAUUAAUAAUUAAUCAAGUAUUACAACAUAGAUAUUAUAGUAGUAGUAGUAGUAGUAAUGUUGUAGACUCUACUUCUUCUACCUCUGCUUCUCCUAUAGUUGAAUGUGAAUAUAUAAAAUUAGAAGGAAAAGAUAAAGGAAUUAGUGUAAUAACAUUUAAUAGAGGACAAGUAAAGAAUGCAAUUGGAUCUACAUUGUUGAGACAAUUCAAGAGUCAUUUACAUCAAGUACGUUUUGACAAUGAAUCAAGAGUAUUGGUUUUAAAGAGUAGUGUUGCCAAUACAUUUUGUGCUGGUGCAGAUCUAAAGGAACGUUCACAAAUGGAUCAAAAGCAAGUGGCAGAGUUUGUGUAUGAUUUGCGACAAUCAUUUUCUGAUUUGGAGAAUCUUCCCAUUCCUACGAUUGCAGUGAUUGAAGGUAUUGCAUUGGGUGGUGGUAUGGAGAUGGCCAUUUCAUGUGACAUGAGAAUUGCAAGCAAGGCUGCCAAGUUGGGUCUUCCUGAAACUGGUUUGGCCAUCAUCCCUGGUGCCGGUGGUACUCAACGUCUACCAAGAUUAAUUGGUAGUUCACGUGCCAAAGAACUCAUCUUUACCGGUCAAAUACUCAAUAGCUCGAGAGCUCUCGAGAUUGGAUUGGUAGAAUACGAAACUGAAAAUGGUCAAGCCUAUGAAAAGGCUUUGGAAAUUGCUAGACAAAUCACAACAAAGGGUCCCAUUGCCAUUAAAAUGGCUAAAUUAUCAAUAGACAAGGGUAUGAAUGUCGAUAUUGCAACUGGCAUGUCAAUCGAACAACAAUGCUAUGCUCAAGUAAUCCCAACAAAAGAUCGUAUCGAAGGUUUAACUGCUUUUAAAGAAAAAAGAUCUCCACAAUAUAAAGGCGAAUAA
Molecule: messenger RNA, 912 nt
Organism: Cavenderia fasciculata
Lineage: Eukaryota; Evosea; Eumycetozoa; Acytosteliales; Cavenderiaceae
Gene: auh
Product: enoyl-CoA hydratase/isomerase domain-containing protein
Exons: 1
Coding region: 1-912 (303 amino acids)
Biological process (GO): fatty acid beta-oxidation
Cellular component (GO): mitochondrion
Molecular function (GO): enoyl-CoA hydratase activity
Source: RefSeq, a predicted model, not a curated record